Onychomys torridus (southern grasshopper mouse) is the source of this 1046-nucleotide messenger RNA. RefSeq names its product serine protease 8 (gene Prss8). NCBI's taxonomy places the organism in Eukaryota, Metazoa, Chordata, Mammalia, Rodentia, Cricetidae. The record is from RefSeq and is a predicted model, not a curated record. The transcript has 6 exons. The coding region runs from base 1 to 1026 and encodes 341 amino acids. Gene Ontology annotation, molecular function: serine-type endopeptidase activity; sodium channel regulator activity. Gene Ontology annotation, biological process: proteolysis; positive regulation of sodium ion transport.
AUGGCCCUAAGGGUGGGCCUGGGACCUGGGCAGCUGGAAGCUGUGGCCAUUCUGCUUCUUAUUGGCUCACUCCAGUCAAGAAUGGGAGCUGACGGGGCUGAAGCCCCCUGUGGCGCAGUCAUCCAGCCACGCAUCACAGGUGGUAGCAAUGCCAAGCCUGGCCAGUGGCCCUGGCAGGUCAGCAUCACCUAUGAUGGCGUCCAUGUGUGUGGAGGGUCACUCGUGUCCAAUCAAUGGGUGGUUUCAGCUGCUCACUGCUUCCCCAGAGAACACUCCAGGGAACAAUACGAGGUGAAGGUGGGGGCCCACCAGCUGGACUCCUACAACAAUGACACUGUGGUCCGCACAGUGGCUCGGGUCAUCGCCCACUCAAGCUACCGUGAAGAGGGCUCCCAGGGUGACAUUGCGCUCGUCCGCCUCAGCAGCCCUGUCACCUUCUCACGCUACAUCAGACCCAUCUGCCUCCCUGCAGCCAACGCCUCCUUUCCCAACGGCCUGCAGUGUACCGUCACAGGAUGGGGACAUGUAGCCCCCUCAGUGAGCCUCCAGAUGCCCAGGCCACUGCAGCAGCUUGAGGUACCACUGAUCAGCCGAGAAACCUGUGGCUGUCUGUACAACAUCAAUGCCGUGCCUGAAGAACCCCAUACUAUCCAGCAGGACAUGCUGUGUGCUGGCUAUGUGAAGGGGGGCAAAGAUGCUUGUCAGGGUGACUCUGGAGGCCCACUCUCUUGUCCCAUAGAAGGCCUCUGGUAUUUGGCAGGCAUUGUGAGCUGGGGUGAUGCCUGUGGAGCCCCUAACAGGCCUGGAGUGUAUACUCUAACUUCUACGUAUGCCUCCUGGAUCCACCACAAUGUGGCAGAACUCCAGCCUCGUUUGGUUCCCCAAACCCAGGAGUCCCAGCCAGAUGGCCACCUCUGCAACCACCAUCCUGUCUUCAACUCAGCUCCAGCCCAGGGGUUAAGGCCCAUACUUUUUCUGCCACUGGGCCUGGCCCUGGGCCUCCUCUGCCUUUGGUUUGAAUAUUAAGCUACUUAACCCUCAAAACU